This is a messenger RNA of Sphenostylis stenocarpa, 1347 nucleotides long. NCBI's taxonomy places the organism in Eukaryota, Viridiplantae, Streptophyta, Magnoliopsida, Fabales, Fabaceae. The record is from the annotation of a GenBank genome assembly.
AUGACUCUUCCACCUCCUCCCGUUGUUUCUUCCCGAAGAGUAGUUGUUACUGGGUUAGGAAUGGUGACACCUCUUGGUUGUGGAGUGGGCACAACGUGGAAGCGCCUCAUAGAUGGAGAGUGUGGGGUAAGGGCUUUGUCUUUGGAAGACAUCAAGAUGAAUUCUUUUGAUAAGGAAACUCAGUUGAGUACCUUCGAUCAGUUGACAUCCAAAGUCGCUGCUGUUGUUCCUACUGGAACCAAUCCGGGUGAAUUCGACGAUCAAAUUUGGCUUAAUUCUAAGGACCAUCGAUCAAUAGCAAGGUUUAUAGCAUAUGCCCUGUGUGCUGCUGAUGAAGCUCUCAAGGAUUCUAAUUGGUUUCCCACUGAGCAGGAAGAUAAGGAAAGAACGGGGGUGUCUAUUGGUGGGGGAACCGGAAGCGUUAGUGACAUCCUAGAUUCUGCACAACUGAUAUGUGAGAAGCGUCUUCGUCGCCUUAGUCCAUUUUUUAUCCCACGGAUAUUGAUCAACAUGGCAUCGGGUCAUGUGAGCAUGAAAUAUGGUUUCCAGGGACCAAAUCAUGCUGCAGUAACUGCAUGUGCCACAGGAUCACAUUCUAUUGGUGAUGCAAUGAGAAUGAUUCAAUUUGGGGAUGCAGAUGUUAUGUUGGCUGGAGGCACAGAGUCCAGCAUUGAUGUAUUAUCAAUUGCAGGAUUCUGCAGGUCUCGGGCUUUGACAACAAAAUAUAAUUCAAGCCCACAGGAAGCAUCACGACCAUUUGAUAGUGGUCGAGAUGGGUUUGUGAUAGGUGAAGGUUCUGGAGUCUUGGUCUUGGAGGAAUUUGAGCAUGCAAAAAACCGAGGAGCCAAAAUCUAUGCAGAGGUUCGUGGCUAUGGGAUGUCAGGUGAUGCAUACCAUAUUACUCAACCUCCUAGUGAUGGGAGAGGUGCCAUUUUGGCCAUGACUCGUGCUUUAAGACAGUCAGGUCUCCAUCCUUCUGAAGUGGAAUACAUAAAUGCACAUGCUACAUCUACACCUUUGGGCGAUGCAAUAGAAGCUAAUGCUAUCAAAACUAUGUUCUCUGACCGAACAAAUUCAUCUGCUUUAGCCUUCUCCUCCACAAAGGGGGCUAUCGGUCAUCUUCUAGGUGCUGCUGGAGCUGUAGAAGCAAUUUUUGCAGUUUUAGCCAUACGACAUGGAAUUGCUCCAUUAACUCUUAAUUUAACUAAGCCAGAUCCUGUGUUCGAUCAUGGUUUCAUGCCGUUGUCUGCUUCAGAAGAAAUGCCAAUUAGAGUAGCUAUGUCAAACUCUUUUGGUUUCGGAGGCACCAAUGCGUCCCUACUUUUUGCUCAUACUGAUUCGGACUGA